Messenger RNA from Haplochromis burtoni (Burton's mouthbrooder), 1290 nucleotides. Its product is annotated as multifunctional protein ADE2. Gene Ontology annotation, molecular function: phosphoribosylaminoimidazolesuccinocarboxamide synthase activity. Gene Ontology annotation, biological process: 'de novo' IMP biosynthetic process. Lineage: Eukaryota; Metazoa; Chordata; Actinopteri; Cichliformes; Cichlidae. The transcript is spliced from 7 exons. The record is from RefSeq and is a predicted model, not a curated record. The coding region runs from base 22 to 1023 and encodes 333 amino acids.
UGCCUGCACACCUUCUGCGAGAUGAUACCCGUUGAGUGGGUGUGUCGCAGGGUGGCGACUGGAUCUUUCCUCAAGAGGAAUCCAGGAGUCAAAGAGGGCUACCGCUUUUCUCCUCUAAAGAUGGAGAUGUUCUUUAAAGAUGAUGCCAACAAUGAUCCUCAGUGGUCAGAGGAGCAGCUGCUGGAGGCCAAACUGUGUCUGGCUGGGCUCACUAUUGGUCAGUGUGAGGUGGACAUAAUGAGCCGCAGCACUGUGGCCAUUUUUGAGAUAGUGGAGAAGGCCUGGGCCACUCAGAACUGCUCCCUGGUGGACAUGAAGAUCGAAUUUGGCGUCAGUGUGACAAGGCGAGAGAUUGUGCUCGCUGACGUGAUUGACAACGAUUCGUGGAGGCUUUGGCCAGCUGGAGAUCGGAGCCAGCAAACAGACAAACAGGUGUACAGAGAGCUGAAGGAAGUGACCCCAAAGGCAAUGCAGAUGGUGAAGAGGAGUUUUGAGUGGGUCUCUGAAAGGGUCAAGUUGCUGCUGGAGCCCCAGGCAAGCAGCAGGGUGGUGCUUUUAAUGGGCUCCACCUCAGACGUGGCCCAUUGUGAAAAGAUAAGAAAGGCGUGCGCCUCCUACGGGAUCCCCUGUGUCCUCAGAGUCACCUCGGCACACAAGGGUCCAGAUGAGACGCUCCGCAUUAAAGCUGAAUAUGAAGGUGAUGGCAUACCCACUGUGUUCGUGGCUGUGGCUGGGAGGAGUAACGGCCUCGGCCCAGUGAUGUCUGGUAACACGGCUUACCCUGUGAUCAGCUGCCCUCCUCUCACUCCAGACUGGGGACCACAAGAUGUCUGGUCAUCCCUCCGCAUGCCAAGUGGUCUUGGCUGCUCCACCGUGUUGUCUCCUGAAGCUUGUGCUCAGUUUGCAGCGCAGAUCUUGGGGUUGAGGGACCACCUGGUGUGGUGCAAACUGAGGGCCUCCAUGCUCAACACCUGGGUGUCUCUCAAGCUGGCUGACAAGAAGUUACAGGCCUGCAGCCUCUGAAGAGCCCAGCGUGCAUCACGCUCAACAAAAGAGCUUUGGUGCAUUUAGCACCCUUGAAGCGAACUGCAGGGCUGAAAACGACACAAUUCAUUUAUUGAGGCCAAGUUUAUAACAUGGAACUGUUUCUAACAGAUUUGUUAUAGUUACUCAUUUUAAUGGAAUUUGUUUAUUUAUUUUGGUGCAUGUGUCUUGUUGCUGCCUGUGUUUUAAUGGUGUCAUUUUUGUAAAAAUGUAAAUAAUCAGUGUUCCUUAAAUAAAGCCAGUAUG